GAAANAGUUGCGGAGGAGCUCAUCGGCGAGCCAACGCCCGAUCAUCGCCGCAUAUCCAAUAUUCUCUUCAUAAUCGGCCAUGUUGUGUUUUUUCUGGCUAAUCCUCAAAUGUUGAAUUUGGGUGUGAAAGCUAUGCAAACGGAGGCAUCACCUCUGGUGGACAAAUUUCAGCUCGCCGAGGAACCUGAUUCUGGGUUUCCUAAGGGGGUUCCAUGGGUGAGAUACUCUGGUAAAUAUAAAGAUCUGAACAUCAACGUUGUUUGUCCUGGGAAAGACAAGUCAUUGGGGGUUGAUUCUGUCGGCACAGUUUCAGCAUCUCUUCUCACAUAUGCUUCUAUUCAAGCUUUACAUCCAGACCUCAUCAUAAAUGCAGGAACUUGUGGAGGAUUCAAGGAAAAAGGUGCCUCAAUAGGUGAUGUAUUCCUUACAUCAAACGUUGCUUUCCACGAUAGAAGAAUUCCGAUCCCUGUGUUUGACUUGUAUGGGGUUGGCUCACGCCAAGCAUUUUCCACGCCUAAUCUUGCAAAGGAACUGAACUUGAAGGUUGGCAAAUUAUCUACUGGUGAUUCUUUAGAUAUGUCCCCUCAUGAUGAAGCAGCAAUCAUUGCAAAUGACGCAACAACUAAAGACAUGGAGGGAGCUGCCGUUGCUUAUGUGGCGGAUCUAUUGAAAGUGCCCACAAUAUUUUUAAAAGCCGUGACUGAUAUUAUCGAUGGUGACAAGCCAACAGCCGAGGAAUUUCUGCAGAAUCUGGCAGCAGUCACUGCUGCUCUUGAACGGACAGCAACCCAAGUUGUUGAUUUUAUAAACGGAAAAAGUUACUCGGAGCUUUGAAUUAAGUGAGCAAAUGAGGAAGAAGGUAAACGUGAAUUAUUGAAAAUUUACUGGUGUAACAAUUCAUCUUUAAAAUGUUUUUCCACGAUGCAUGAGUUUAUAGUAAGUAUUUUAGUCAUGGCUGUGGAGGAUUUGUAUUGAACUAUUGAUGAUGGCAGUGUAUUGUUUGCACAUCGAUUUUUUCUUGAUCCAUGUUUGCCAAUUACCUCCCUUUUACUCGUUUAUAGUGAUGUGUGGUAAGUGAACCAAGAAAGCUACAAUUUGGGACAAUUAGAUUUUCAAUGUCGUCUUUUUCGCGAAUCCAUUUCAUAAAUAUUGGUGAUGGUGCAGCCACAUGAAGGUGUUGUGUAUUAAUAUUGAUUGUUCUGUCAUUCCGAAAUAUGAUUAUCUUGUUUGAUCUGAUUAACUAAAGGUUUUGUCAUAGCUGAUUUUUGUGAAUUUCUUGUGAUGUAAAUGAAUAUGUUGAAAUCGACUAAUUUAGGCUUUCG
Messenger RNA from Striga asiatica, 1322 nucleotides. The record is from the annotation of a GenBank genome assembly. NCBI's taxonomy places the organism in Eukaryota, Viridiplantae, Streptophyta, Magnoliopsida, Lamiales, Orobanchaceae.